AUGUCCCUUACCCCGGAGAACCAAGACCUCGCCGAAGAAAUAGAGGCAAUCAACGCAAUCUACGAACCAGACACAGUGACCGUGACCGCGACCCCCGCCCACGCACCCAACACCCUCGACCUAGGAAGCUCCCACUCCAAUGGCACACACACGACAGUGAUCACACUACAAGUGCCAGAGCAAGACCACCUAUCAUUCAUAAUCGGCUUCGAAGCCUCCUACCCCAGCACCAAACCAACCGUCCUAGGAACAGCCUCGACGGCAGCACGCGGUGAAGGCAAAAUCGCCAUCGAUGUACUAGAAGACAUCAUCCAGCGCACGUGGCAAGCCGGCGCAGUAUGUCUAUUCGACGUAAUCAGUGAAGCGGUGGAAGUCUUUCCCUCGCUAAGCAUCGGCACACAAGGCGAAUCACCCUCCCCAGAGCCCCUCUUACCAGAGACCGCGUCGAACGCACCGCUCCACGCCGACCUAGCCACGCCUCCGGACUGGAUCCUGUCGGACGUGAUAACAGAGAAGAAAUCCGUGUUCGUGGGGCGCGCGGCGCGUGUACACGAUCUAGCGCAGGCGCAGGCUUUCCUGGACCAUCUCACGGCUACAGAUCGGAAGGUCGCUGGGGCGACGCAUAAUAUCAGUGCAUGGCGGAUUCGGCAGAAGAAGGCGGGUUCGGAUGGCGAGACUGUUGUGCAGGACUAUGAUGAUGAUGGGGAGACGGCUGCUGGAGGGCGGCUAUUGCAUGUUAUGCAGUUGAUGGAUGUGUGGGAUGUGGUAGUUGUUGUUACGAGGUGGUUUGGGGGUGUGCAUCUUGGGCCUGCGCGGUUCCGUCUCAUCAAUGAUGCUGGGCGGGAUGCCUUAGUUAAGGGUGGGUUUACGAAGAAGGAGGAGGGGGUGGGCUCGGAGAAGAAGAAGAAGGGGAAGAAAUGA
Messenger RNA from Penicillium soppii, 921 nucleotides. RefSeq names its product IMPACT family protein. The transcript has a single exon. Gene Ontology annotation, molecular function: protein binding. Gene Ontology annotation, cellular component: cytoplasm. Gene Ontology annotation, biological process: regulation of translational initiation. The coding region runs from base 1 to 921 and encodes 306 amino acids. Lineage: Eukaryota; Fungi; Ascomycota; Eurotiomycetes; Eurotiales; Aspergillaceae. The record is from RefSeq and is a predicted model, not a curated record.